Messenger RNA from Schizophyllum commune H4-8, 807 nucleotides. Its product is annotated as NAD(P)-binding protein. The transcript has 5 exons. The record is from RefSeq and is a predicted model, not a curated record. Bases 1 to 807 code for a protein of 268 amino acids. NCBI's taxonomy places the organism in Eukaryota, Fungi, Basidiomycota, Agaricomycetes, Agaricales, Schizophyllaceae.
AUGGUCGACUUGACGGGUACGGUCGCUUUGGUCACUGGCGCGAACUCUCCUGGCGGUAUCGGCUUCAACAUCGCACAGCAGCUUUCGAACAAAGGCGCAAAAGUGUAUAUCGGCGCAAGGACUGCUGAGAAAGCGCAGGCUGGUAUUGACACGCUCAAGAAAGCCAACCCCAACGCCGAAGUGCUUCCCUUCGUCGCGGAAAUAGCGGACCUCAAGCAGGUAAGGGAAGCGGCGGCGAAGAUGUUGGAGACGGAGGAUCGCCUUGAUAUUCUGGUGAACAAUGCUGCUAUGUCAGCUCCACCGGAAGAACAAACGUCGUAUGGUGUCUCGCGCACUUAUGCCGUGAAGUCAAACCCGGUAGUGUCAACUUCGAAACCAAGGAGUCCUUCAGCGCCGUCUCUACCGACAUUCCCGAAGGCAUGCGCCUCGCCCACCAAUACUGUACCCGUCUCCAAACUCGCGAACAUCCUCUUCAUCAAGCAAUUGCAGAUGGUACUCGACGCAGAAGGUGUGCCGGCAGUCGCUCUCGCUGUUGAUCCUGGGAACGUCUGCACGGAUGGAUGCAUCAGGUUUGUCGGCGAGGCGCGGGCAAGUCAAUUGCCUUAUAAGCCUCUCGAUGGUGCUACGACCCCGCUGUUCGCUGCCGCCGCGCCGGAGGUGUGGGCGGAGAGGGAGAAGUACGCUGGCGCGUACGUGGUCCCCUUCGGCCAGAUCGCACCAGGCAGCGAGCUCGCCCGAGACGAGGCGCUGGCGUCGAAGCUAUGGGACCUCUCCGAGCGCGUCGUCAACGAGGCGCUCGCGAGCUGA